Messenger RNA from Closterium sp. NIES-65, 3072 nucleotides. NCBI's taxonomy places the organism in Eukaryota, Viridiplantae, Streptophyta, Zygnematophyceae, Desmidiales, Closteriaceae. The record is from the annotation of a GenBank genome assembly.
AUGAGGGUAUGCCGAGCGGCUGAGGCGGAGAGGCGUGCACAGGCUCUCGGCUCGAUUCCGUCUCUAGUGGAGACCGACACGCAGGAGCGAUUGACGCCGCGGGAAUUUGGGGACGAGGCGUGGGCUGGGGUUACGUCAUGGGAAUGGGAAACAUUUUUCAGUGUGGAGGCGGUUGGAGGGAGGACAGUUUGCCGGAUCCCACAGCGGGCCAGGUCGGGGGUCUUAGACGCGCUCUGUUGCAUCCUUGAACGCUUGAAGAGCCAGCCGGGAGAUGAAGCCGCUACCCUCCUACUCUUGGCGUUUCCGCGCCUCAUCCUAGCCAUGCCUCCCAAGCCAGGCAUAGGUCAUAAGGCGCUGAUCACAGAGCGGUUGGGUGCGUUCUGGGAGGGGAGCUGGCGGGAGCUGUUCGACUCUGCCAUGGCGGCAGCGCGGCCAGCAGUUCGCCCACUUUCCUACACUCGCUCUGACCAGGACCCGGAUGCCAUCCGCCUGUCACGGUGCCGAUCUCGGUGCAAAGUGGGGGAGUGGUGCCGAGGAUUGGCCUGCCUUACAGUAGGGGAGUUGGCUCGACCGUCUGAGGUCAUGGUGCAGUCGCUGCGAGAGAAGCACCCGGCUAGCGCAGGCAAGGUACCACAGUGGGUCCGCGAUUUCACCAUCGAUACCGCUCAGCGGCCUUCACUCACGACCGACAUCCUGGCCAGAGCUAUCCAUACAGCCGCUCGAGCCUCAGCAGCAGGGCCAUCGGGGUGGGUCACAGAGCAUCUGCGCGACACCUUCCUCACUGAACCUACCUGCCUUUCCCACCUGUUGGAAGUGUUCAACCAAUGGGUGGCGGGACAGGUCCCCGAGCGGGCUCGGCCGUGGCUCGCCGCAUCCAACCUAGUCGGGCUUUCCAAGCCUAACGGCGACGUCCGGCCGGUGGCGAUCGGGGAGGUGCUUCCUCGUAUCCUUGCUCGUGCUCUCUGCAUCUCGCUCCGCCCUGCGAUGGUUUCCUACUUCCUGCCGUGCAACCAGCUGGGAGCGGGCACGAGGGUCGGGGCGGAGAUUCUCACUCAUUCUUUCCGGUCAACGUUGGCCACUCACCCCGACUGGUGUGCGCUACAGAUAGACGUCGCAAACGCCUUCAAUUCGUUUCACCGUCAUGUGAUGUUUGAUGGGCUGCGAGAGUCGCCUUUCUCAGAGAUGAUCCCAUUCUUGCGUGUCUUUUAUGGGACACCUAGCGACCUGUACCUCCGAGCAGGCCCUUUUGUACAGAGCCUCGAGUCAGCACGGGGAUCGAGGCAAGGGGACCCGCUCGGCCCUUUUCUUUUCGCAUUCACGCAGCAGCAGGUGAUGGAGCCGGUUACUAGGGAGUUCAAGGGCCUGCUUUUUCUCAGCUAUGCAGACGAUACCUAUAUUUUGGGGCCAGCGACUAGGAUUCUGGAGGCUUUUGGGGUGCUGCGGGAGCGGUUGGAGUGGGUGGGGCUGGAGGUGCAGGCGCACAAGUGCCGGUUUUGGGAGCGCGAGGGCAAGGAGGUGGAGCGGGCACUGCCAUUGGGGAUGCAGCGGGUGGAUGAGGGGCUUACUGUGGUGGGCGUGCCUAUUGGAGAGGAGGUUUGGGAGGCGGUCCGGCUACGGGAGCGGCUUCGACAGUUGGCGCCACUGCCAUGGCUCCCCUUGCUCGACCACCCCCAGAUGGCUUCACACCUCCUCGCUAUUGCAGUUUCAGCGCGGCCGAUGUACCUCGCCCGGACUAUGCCGCCGCGUCCGGAGGUGGUUGAGGCUUUUAGGGACUGGGACAGCUGUUUAGAUGAUUGCUUUGAGCGGCUUUUCCCACCUGGCACUUGGGAGCAGGACCCCGACCGGUCUAGGCGCGCAUGCAUACAGCUGCAUCUCCCUAUGCGUCUCGGAGGGUUCGGGAUCCGGGCGGCGGCCUCUUUGAGCCCACUGUCCUAUGUUUGUGGGUGGGCGCAGGCCGCGCGUGACAUUGCACAGUUAGGGGUGGCGGGUGAGGAGGCGAUGUUUGCAGAGUACCUCACCACUUCGACAGGGGCAGAGUUUCUUGACCCGUGGUUUGUCAAGGCUCUCGAGCAGCUGCUAGCGGCUAUCUGCCACGAGAUACAGGGCUUACCUCUGUGUGUAGCGGCCCCUCCUGUUUGGCUUUUCCAGGCGUGUCAGCGGCAGUUAGCUGUAGAGGAGCUCCAGGCACUGCGCCGCUUGGCUCGUGACGAUGCUACCUUGGCCCGUUUCACAUCCCUUCAGGGCCCGGGGGCAGGUGCAUGGGUUUCGACGGUUCUGGCUCACUCAGAUCUCACAUUCACUGCGGCUGAGUGGGGCAUUGCUGCUGCUAUACGGCUCGGCCUCCCAAUUCAGCAGCUGCAGGUGGCGGGGAGGUGUGUUUGUGGCACAACGUAUUUUGACCCAGCAGACCCACACCAUGCCCUGAGAUGCAGGCACCAGCAUGGUCCUUCUCGGGUGCAUGAUGAGGUGAAGUUUGCGGUGGCGAAGAUCUCUAAGGCGUCGGGUGGGGUGGUGACAUUGGAGGAUAGUGUGGUGCUGCAAGGGAAGCGGGUUGAUGUGGCGGUGCGACGUCCAAUGGCUGGAGAGGCUCACGCCCUAGAGAUCAGCGUCGCGGACCCGCUAUCGCUGUCUCCAUCACUGCUGGGACAGUGCGGGCGUCAAAUAGGUGUGGCGGCAAGGGAAUGGGAGCGUCGCAAAACGAGUGAUUACGCACCUCUGCUUGCACGCAACCGGGGCGUGCAGUUCACCCCUUUGAUAGUUGAGACGUGGGGGUGUCUCGGCGGUCGUUUUCAGCGGUGGCUUCGUCAGCAGGGGGAUGUGCAUGUGGGGCUAGCCGUGUCGCGGGGGGCUUGUCGAGAGGACGACUCUGUGCUUUCGGCUUAUCUUUUAGGGUCAGUGAAGGCGCUCAUCGGGGUGGCGUUACAACGUGCGCAAGCUCGUGUCAUCCUGCUUCCAGCGGCGUCUUCCAUGGGGUGGAUUAACGUAGAUUUGGCGGAUCGGGAGAGGGACGAUGUCGAUGUGGAAGGCGGGGCUCUCUGGGUGGAGGCCCCGUACAUGACACACAUGGUGUGA